UCAACUAUGGAUUUAUAUUAUUCGCCUCUCACAUCGGACUGCCGUUCGAUCCUAAUGAUCGGCAAGGCUCUGAAUAUUCAGUUUAACAAAACUGUAUUAAAUGUUGCUGAACAGGAGCACCAGAAACCCGAAUUCGCAAAGAUUAAUCCACAACGUGCGAUUCCAACGAUCGUCGACAAUGGCCUCACUCUGUGCGAAUCUCGUGCCAUUUUAAUAUAUUUGGUUGAGAAGUAUGCCAAGGACGAUGCUUUAUAUCCCAAGGAUCCGAAAGGACGUGCGGUUGUGAAUCAACGUUUAUUCUUUGAUGUGGGUACGCUCUAUAAGUCCUUUGCAGACUAUUUCUAUCCCCAGUUCACAAAGAAGCAGCCAGCAGAUCCAGAGCUCCUCAAGAAAUUGCAGGAGGCAGUGGGUUUCCUUAACGCAUUCCUUGAGGGACAGCAGUAUGUUGCGGGCGAUAGAUUGACAAUCGCAGAUAUUUCCAUUUUGGCCACAGUCUCCACUAUUGCGAUGGCCAACUUUGAUCUUGGCAAAUACCCGAACGUUACUAGGUGGUACGAGAAUGCUAAGAAGGUGACUCCAGGCUGGGAUGAGAACGAAAAGGGUCUGAUUGAAGGGAGGGCUCUGCUGGAAAAAUUGAAACAAUGAACCAGCAUUAAGCUCAAUAAUGCAAUAUUAUAAAUUCUAUUCUACUCAUUAAUAAAAAAUGAUUUGAAUCGA
Drosophila grimshawi is the source of this 717-nucleotide messenger RNA. Its product is annotated as glutathione S-transferase D1. The record is from RefSeq and is a predicted model, not a curated record. The coding region runs from base 7 to 645 and encodes 212 amino acids. NCBI's taxonomy places the organism in Eukaryota, Metazoa, Arthropoda, Insecta, Diptera, Drosophilidae. The transcript has a single exon. Gene Ontology annotation, biological process: glutathione metabolic process. Gene Ontology annotation, molecular function: glutathione transferase activity.